Molecule: messenger RNA, 1665 nt
Organism: Penicillium angulare
Lineage: Eukaryota; Fungi; Ascomycota; Eurotiomycetes; Eurotiales; Aspergillaceae
Product: fungal specific transcription factor domain-containing protein
Exons: 4
Coding region: 1-1665 (554 amino acids)
Biological process (GO): DNA-templated transcription
Cellular component (GO): nucleus
Molecular function (GO): zinc ion binding; DNA binding
Source: RefSeq, a predicted model, not a curated record
AUGGACCCAUCUAAGAAAUCACCAAGCCCAUCCUCCCCAGACAAAGUCUUUCUCGAAGCAUGCGACAUAUACUUCCGCCACUGCCAUAACAAGCCUUACGGCUUCUUCAAUGCUACUCUCUUCCACCAAAAGGUCCAAAACGGCCUCGUCCCUCUCCACCUACGACUCGCCCUAAUCGCCUCCGCAACCCGGUACUCCUUGCGCUCAGAAUGGAUGGAAAGAAAACAAACCACAAUCGACAGCUAUGCCCGGUGCUCAUGGGAAAUAAUCACAACAUCAACACCACCGCUAGAUGAAAACGAGGACGUCGAUAUAAUUCAAUCACUAGCUAUCCUUGCUGUAAUCGAUGCAACGGCUGGCCGGCGCCGAACAGCAUGGGUGAAAAUCGGAAUGGCAGUUCGAAUCGCUCAGGAUCUGAACAUGAUGCUUGAACCGGCUUCUCAUCUCCCCGAGUUGGAACGAGAUGAACGUCGCAAUCUCUUCUGGUCUCUAUAUCUUCUUGAUCGAUUUGUUUGCUGCUCGUUUCAACGUCCACCCGCUAUUAACGAUGACUACUGUCUUCUUAAUCUGCCGACGCAUUAUCGCGGUGGGAAGAAACUCCCGUCUAUCUCUUUGAGUGAGCUGUUUAAUGAGAAGAUUCGAGGUAUAUCGCCUCGUUCAGGUAUGUUUGGUAUUAGUGUCGGGUUGGCAUCGUGUCUUGGACGAACGACAAAGUACAUGAUGGCCAAGUCGGAGAGUAGUCCUCCGUGGAGCUCGCAUUCGGAAUACUGCAUGAUCCAUCGAGAUUUGGAGUAUUUGAAAGAGCUCGCAGUUAGGAAUGGUCCUAUCCUCGCUGCGCCGGGUCAACCACGGGUACAGAGUGAUAUGCCGAAUCCGGAUCGUGAACAGAUCGCGCAUAUGGUGCUUUCGCAUACUCUUUAUCAUCUUGCGCAUUGUAUUCUCAGUCAUCCUUUUCUGAUCGGACUUAAAGUUGAGGCGUCCCGAAUCUAUGACAUGCCCUCAUCAUGGCUUGAGGAGACACGGACGAGAAGCUUGGUUCAUGCUGGUUCUUUAAUCACUGUUCUUGUUGAAGCAAAGGCAGCGGGGUAUAUGCCAAUUCCUUCAGUCUACAGUUACUGCAUCCUAGUUGCGAGUACUAUUCAUGCGCUGUUUCUGUAUAGUUCCGACCCAUCUACUAGUCAGAGCUCAGCGGAGUAUUUGAGAAUGUCUCUCGAGUAUCUUGCUGAGAUGUCCGAGCUGUGGGACAAUGCACAGAUUAUGUCCGAUUCUUUGAAAUCUUUUAUAAUCCAGUGCCCACAAUACAGCGACAUAUUACUUCGAAGUGAACCGCGGAUGAAGGAUUUUACACAGACCGAACUAAGCAUAUUGAGAUCUGUUCUGGAUUAUUGGUCUAUGAUGGAUCCGCGGAAUCCGGUCUUUGGCGGCGUUUCAAAGACAAUCAAACCUAUAGAUCUCCAAUCGGCUCUUUCGGGGUAUUCUACUCCCCUAUCACCGAUGUCUGGAGAGGGCAUCUUGGAGAUGAACGUGGAUGAACGAAAAGAGCAUGGAAUGGAUCCCGAUAUUCUAGUUUCGUAUCCGCUCCCAGCCAUGUCCCCUAUAGUAUCCGACAACGAAGGAUCUCCCAAAUGGGAUUGGGAUAAUGAGCUGGAUGCCAUAAAGAGCUAA